AUGCGCAUCUUUGAGAUGACCGAGAAGGAUGAGAAUGUCGCCCAUAGACCAAGAAGCAAGAGUCCACCCUGGGGAGCCAGCUGGCGAAGCUCGACUUGGUAUAUCACCAUAGUGGUGACUUAUGGAGCGAUGACCGAAGCACUUUGCUAUAUGAUUGGUGUACCAGUCAUUCCAUUCCGACUAGAAGAUCUAGGAUACGAUCAUAUAUCUACCAAAACGUCGUGGUUCCUCUUCUCAUACUGUAUAGCCAUAGCCAUUUCCACCUUGCCCACCGCUCUCUUCCUAGACAGAAAAGCAUGGCAACGCGGCCCUCUGAUUGCCGCCACUUGCGCCAUGCAAUUUGCGCUGCUGCUACUGAUUUUCGUGGACAGAUACGCUGUGAUGAUUUUAGCUCGUACUAUACAGGGAAUAUCCUGCUCUAUCAUCUGGUCAAUCGGAUUCGCUCUAAUUUGCGAAAAUGUCGAGAAGAAGAAUAUAGGUCGUCAACUUGGUUUCGCAUUUUCCGGUAUGAGUAUCGGCAACAUUGUGGGUCCAGCAGCCGGAGGGGGCCUAUACACUACUCUGGGUUGGAAAGCGCCAUGGGUAUUUUGCAUGAUUGUAUGUAGUGUGGAACUGCUCGGAAGAUGGUUAGCAGUCGAACAGAAGGAUCUGAUCAAGUAUCAGAAUGGCUCACUUGAGUCAACGAAGGAAGCGGGAAAUAAUAUUGCAAAUCUGAGCGACGAUCCGGAGUCAAUGGAUAACACACCAUCUGUCGAGCAAGCAGCGAAUGAUGAUCACACGAACCACGACGACCGUAAAAAGGUAUCUUCAUUGCAAGUGGUUAAGAUCCUCUUUACCCUCCAGAGGAGCCUGACAGGUAUCGCUGUGAAUUUCCGUUUGGGUUUGAUUCUCGGUGCCAUCGAUCCGACAUUGACCUUGAGGUUGAGAGAUCAAUGGGGAAAAGACUCUCAUUUCGCAGGAUUCGUCUACCUGGCAACGGCCGUACCUUGCUUGAUCACUUCUCCAUUUGAAGGUUGGCUAGCCGAUAAGAUCGGUGCAGAAUGGAUAUUAUCCCCUGCAGCCAUUCUGUCAGCACCUUUCCCUCUGUUGAUGAUGUUGAGCAAGAGUCUGCCAGGGUUUAUUAUCUGUUUCGUUCUGUUCUUCGUCUUUCUCAAUAGUACCCUUGCGCCUGUUGGGGUAGAAGUCGCUGCAGUAGCAGCCCAAAAUAGCGGAAUAAGCGAACUGCACCAGUUUGCCGCACUGAACUUGGCUUGGUCUGUAUCGGGGGCGGUGGGUACAAUCAUCGGAGGACAGCUAUACGAUCACGUAGGAUGGAAUGCAAUUUGUUGGUUUUCUUUUGCAACUAGUCUUGUUCUGUUGCCAAUGACAAUGGUAUACACCGGUGAGAGACCAUUAUUUUAUCGAAUGAUCUACAGAAAAUCCCAACAAAGUCCCCCAUCAGAAUAA
This is a messenger RNA of Kwoniella botswanensis, 1446 nucleotides long. RefSeq lists its product as uncharacterized. NCBI's taxonomy places the organism in Eukaryota, Fungi, Basidiomycota, Tremellomycetes, Tremellales, Cryptococcaceae. The transcript has 14 exons. Gene Ontology annotation, molecular function: transmembrane transporter activity. Gene Ontology annotation, biological process: transmembrane transport. The record is from RefSeq and is a predicted model, not a curated record. The coding region runs from base 1 to 1446 and encodes 481 amino acids.